CCGACUCGAUGUUGUUCCAGCCAAUGGACAAGAGUUGGAAAUUGUUGAUGAUGUGCUAGAUGUCUGAGAGAGUCUUCCGUGGGAUGCCGCUCUCAAGGGAUUCGGUGCUCACACAAAUCUGAGGACUACCGAGCUCCGACCCCUGUUGGCAUCCUGCUCGAUUCAUGGACGUCUUUUGGACACCAUGAUUGCUGCAGUGGUUGAAGACCUCCAGUCUGUUUCUAUUGAAGACCCCCAGUCCGUUUCUGUUGAACCUCUUGACUUUGCAGAUAUCCUUCGGCUCAAUGAGACACGGUGGAAGAACUAUGAGACGGACCGGGCUUUUGUUCACCUUCGCACCAUUGGCUCUGCAUUGCAUGACGGCACAAUUAAUCGUGUUCUCUUCCCCAUCAAUAUCGACAAUGUUCACUGGGCUGCUAUCGAGGUCAAUGCUAUCGACCGAAGUAUCUCCUAUGCUGACUCCCUUGACUGGAGUUGGCCCAACAAAGACAUUGAUGCUAUACAUCGUUGGCUGGGCUAUCAUGGUUUCGCCAAAUUUGACCGGGCAACCACACUCCAGCAUGGCGAGCAGCGGGACUCGUUCUCAUGUGGUAUCGCAGCUAUAAACACAAUCAAGCAUGCGCUGUUUUGCGAUCCAUUGUUCACUGAUGAUAGAGCGUUUUCCCUCCGCAUGGAAGAGUUUCUUCAUAUUGCUUACAAUCACCUUGAGCUCUCUGAUCCCAAUGAUGAUCUAAAUGACAGCUUGUAUUCAGACAGCGAUGAUUUUGAGAUGGAAGAAACUCAGCCACUGUCCCGCAAUGAUCAGUCACGGUCUCCGCCCUCUCCAACUCACGAUCAGUCACUGUCCCCGUCCUCCCCAACUCUGCCUAUACAUCCUCCACAUAAUAAACCGAAACUCAACCUUCGCACCUCUGAUGCAGAUUGGAGCACUGGUCUGUUCAAAUUUUUCCCAACGGUUUCACGCGAUGAGCAUUUAAAGCUUGCCUGGAAACCUUCUACUUGGGAGCUCAAGGACUGGGAGCAGCAGGAGCGGGCCCGUUACCAGAAAAGGUUGGAUAUGUUUGAGAAGACUGCUCACAAGCGUGAAAGGGCUGCUGAGCGCAAGAGAAAGCAGCGAGCACGUGAAAAAGCCACCAAGCAGAAACUGUCCAUUGAUUCAGUUCUUCACGACAGCAAUCCUCAGCCGCUAGCAAUUAGUAUUGCAGAGGCGUCACGUCCAUAUCGCCAAUUGCAAAGGCAUGCUCACAGCAAACAGACAUCCAACCUAGGCCGGAAGCGCAAGCGAGAGGAUGGAGAUGCUUUGCGUGUCAACUGGCAGAGCCCUCUUUUAUGGCCGACUAUCGAAGCAGCUGCCAUUCAUGUUGGCUACGGAAUGUCACCAAUCGAGAUUGAGCGUGAGCUUAAGCGAGUUGAUCCCUCUCGCUUUUGUGGUAUUUCUGCACAGGUUAUAGGAAGGUGGGUUGACCAUAGCGGGACACGGCCAGUAUGGCGUGCCAAUGUCCUUGCUCGUGUUAAGAAGGGAAACCUUCCCUUGAUGACUGGAACACCACCAAGCAUCCUCUCAAAGUACCCCGACGUUACAAAGACCAUUAUCAAAGAUUUCCAGGCUUUGCGUACCGUCGGUGUCGCUUUGGACACAAUGCGUUGUCGUGGUGUAAUCAUUGCUCGCCUCGCCGUCUCUUGCCCCGAAAUAUAUGAGGCCACUGCCAAGGAUGGCUCAAGCUUUCGAUGUACUGAGUCUUGGGUCAAAAAAAUUGUAGAUCAGACUCUCAACUGGUCGUUUCGUCGUGCAACUCGUGCUGCACAAAAGACUCCUUCCAAUGCUGAUCAGCUCUGUCUGGACCAGUUUUAUCGUCUAACUUUAACUAUCCGUGAUUGCGCGAUCUUUGAUGCUUCCUUCUAUGUCAACAUCGACCAGACCAACAUCGUCUAUCAACCUGGAAACACCGCUACAUACCAAGAAGUUGGUUCUAAGCAAGUCGCAGUCAUUGGACAGGAAGAAAAACGAGCAUUUACUGUGCUCGUCGGCAUCUCUGCGUCUGGGGACGCUCUUCCAUUCCAGGUCAUCUAUUGCGGCAAAACCGCUCGUUCACUCCCCUCGAAAACCACACCGCAGUUCAAGGUUGCACAAGACUUAGGGUUCAAGCUGUGCUUCUCCAAUACUGACACUUAUUGGUCAACAUUCCAGCUCAUGUGUGACUACAUUCGCGAUAUUCUAGUUCCCUACUGGAUGAAACAGAAGGAACUUGUUGGGGCUCCUAACGACCAAGAAUGUAUCCUACAGCUGGAUGUUUGGUCGGUACACAAGUCUGUGCAGUUUCACACUUGGCUUGAUCAGCACUACCCAUGGAUCAAGUACCGCUUUGUUCCUGGUGGUUGCACUGGAAUUGCCCAGCCGUGCGAUGUCGGCAUCCAGCGCCCGUUUAAGCUUGCUGUCAAGCGGUCUCAACAUGCUGAUAUUGUUGAGGAGUCGUUGUCAUUACUGAAGAAAGAUAAAGCUGCGCAUGUCAUCCGACUGGACACAACAUUACCCACUCUCCGUGAUAGGUCUUUAUGCUGGCUCAUCAAUGGUUACCAUGCUAUUAACAAGCCUGACAUAGUCAAACAAUCGUUCUUUCAGUGCAAGGCUGGCGCGGCAUUUGACCUCUCUUUUGCGAGCCUCACCAGUCGUGAGGCUCUUCAUGCACUGCGUGACGUGGAGAAAAACGACACCAUGACUUGGGAUCGCAUCAAAACAUCUCAAUAUAAAACUCCCAAGGCCGACGACGAAGAAGAGCCGCCUUUCACACAUGCGGCAGAUGCUGAGCUCGAUCCUAGUGAUGUUUCCAUGGAUGUUGUUCUGCAGCAUAUUGCAUUGGGUGAAUCAACUGUCCCUCAUGGCUAUAGCGCUGAUGAAUCAGGUAAUCUGCUGGUAGACAACGAGUCGGAGAGCUAUGAGCAAGUGGUACUGCCAGUGGAUGACACGGAGCUUGAAUCUACAGUGAAUGGGUCUAAGGAGGUUGAGGCUGGGGGCCGUGGAAAGCGCAGACGCAUUGCAAACACUCAGUACAAGGAUUUUUGGCUGCACUAG
Messenger RNA from Suillus subalutaceus, 3070 nucleotides. RefSeq lists its product as uncharacterized. Gene Ontology annotation, biological process: proteolysis. NCBI's taxonomy places the organism in Eukaryota, Fungi, Basidiomycota, Agaricomycetes, Boletales, Suillaceae. Bases 185 to 3070 code for a protein of 961 amino acids. Gene Ontology annotation, molecular function: nucleic acid binding; cysteine-type peptidase activity. The transcript is spliced from 4 exons. The record is from RefSeq and is a predicted model, not a curated record.